AUGGAAUUCUUCAUUUCCGACGAAGCCCGCAUUAGGGUUCAGAAUGAAUUAACGCUUCACCCAUCUGAAAUCAUUUCCCCCAAUCCGACGCCAUAUAAUCUUCAUAAGCCAUCACCGACCGGGAUUCCCCUAUUCUCCGACGAAGAUGUCACUGAUUGGAUUGACCUAAUGGAGCAGUUCUUCUCCUAUAAUUCCAUUCGGCCAGAUAUGAAGUUAUUUGUGGAAGAAUUUGCCAAAAAAUUAGAGCUCCGGUUUGGCAAAUACAUCCAGCCAACUCUACGGUUUAAUAUUUGGGAAGCGGCGCCUGUGAAUUCUUCAGUUACAGAGUCAGAAGAAUUGGAGGGCGAUGUGGUGGUAGAAUCCGAAGAGAAGUCCUCCAAUGAGACAUUUGAGGAAUAUGAGUCUUCUGGAAGCAAAGUGGAGAUUGAUUCACUGGAAAUUGAAGUCUCUACUCCCCUGACUGAAACUUCAAAGUCUGACACGAAUGUUGCUGAAUAUGUUGGUAAGACGCAUUGCGUUGAUGAUAACGUUGUCUCUUUAGAGAUUUUAGUUCAUGCCUCUGACAACUUGAAUGGUGCUGUUUUUAUUGGUUUAAAUGAGACCAAUCGUGAAAAUGUUGAACCUCUCGUUGAUCUAAAUCAAUUCUGGGAUGGAGGAUUUGGCCACAACCCAUUUCAUUUUGAUCCCGGGGGAAUCAAAUGCCCUGUUAGUAUUGCUAGUGUCGAUGAGUUUGUGCAUUCUGAUUAUCAAUAUGCUGAUGUAAAAUUGGGCAUUAAGCAUGAUGAUUAUGAUCAUAAUGAGCUACUGUCAGUAGAUGAAUUGAUCAAAACUGUGACUGAUGAUACUAUAAUGGAUGAUAGUACUUUAGUUCUGGAUGAAGAGGUUCCUGUUUGUAAAGGUGUGGUUCCUCAGGUUGUUAGCUAUGUGGAAUUGAAUAAUGAAGUUGAGCAAAAUGAAAUAAACAAUGGGAUCCUUAAAACUAUGGGUGAAAGCGAGAUUGAUUUUUGCGUAAUGGACUAUGAUUCGAAAUUUGCUAUUGAUCCUGGUAUACCAUCGGAAGCACAUUAUUUAAUUACUGGAAGUCCUGCAUUUGACGAGUGCUUUACGGUUCUUAGAUCUUCUGAAAAUGAACUUGAAGCUGGAAUGAAUGGUGUGGAUAAUAAGGAAAACUAUGGCAGUUUAAUUGUUAUUGAACCAGGGGGAACGGUGAAUUGUUGCAUUGGAAACACUAUUGGUCUGCGUGUGUUUUCUGUUAAUGAUGAUAUUUCAUCUCCAAUGAAUGAGUUUUUGGAUGUUGAUUGUAAACCUUUGAAAGGAAUGAUUGCUGAUGUCAAUGUUUCGUUUGAGUUUGUGAACUCUCCUUGUGUAUUUCUGGAUGGAAACGAAUAUAAUACUGUGGUUAAAGAUGAUGUUUAUGUUGGUGUUGCUGAGAAAACAAUUACUGGAACCUUAGUAUGGUUAAACGAACUAAUGGAUACAAAUGUUGAAAGGGUGCAACGCAGAGAUGAUGUUGCUCUGAUGCUUUUAGUUAAUACUAUGAUGAAUAAAUUUGGUUUAAAUCAUUUCUGGGAUGGGGAAAAUGGCCCUAACUCAUUUCAUGUUGAUCCGGGGGGAAUUGGAUGUGCUAUUGAUGUUGAUGUUUCACCUGCAAAUUAUAAUGUUACUUGUGUGAUUCUUUUUGGCCGCGAGAGCACUAGUUUCAGAAUGAAAAAAUUUGUAAAGAGUGGAAUUGAUACAGUUGUGGUAGCAUUGAAUCCUAGUCAUGACUAUGAUGUCAGUAACGCUGUUUUGAUGCCUUGUGAUGAAUCGAGUAGUCUGCGGGACAUGUUGGCAUAUGUUUUUGAUCAUUUUGGUAGGAGAAGUUUGCUCUUCUGUGAAGACCAUUCCUGUGUAUUUAGACUCUUUAGAGCUAAUAUACUGUUAAAGAGUGGUAAUGAAAUUAAAAUUGUGGAACUGAGAAACUUUCAACCCAAGAAACUUGUGUUGCUCGAAUAUAUGCUGAACUCUGGAGCUCCUGUAUUGUUGUUACAUCUGAAUAAGGGAAAUGUUAGAUAUUGCACUUUUACGACCAUCAUUGAGCACGUUCUGGUUUAUGUUUGUGGAUUACCCCUUGAUGCAAACGCAAUGGCAGCUGAUGUCAAGACUGUUCCUGAGAGAAAUCCUUCAUUGUUCUACCUUGUAAGCCAAAUAUUAGGAGCAAGGAGUUGGAGGCUGAAACUAUUGAACUUAGCUGCUAGAAAUUCCCAAAUUGUGGUUGAGUUUGAAUUGCUUCUUUGGUUACGGAUUGCAGUUAGUUACUCAUUACCCGACCUUGAGGACAAAGGUAGUUUUUAUGGGGAGUUAGUAGUUAAUAAAGUUCUUUGGCACGCAUUAAAAACUCUGGAAUAUAUGCAGCCUUGCAGCCUAUAUUAUUUUGGGGAAAUUUCUUUUUUCUUGCUACUGUCUUGCCAUGGGGAGAAAAGAGCUGAACCGUAUUUUAAGAUAUUCAUUCUGCAGCAAAUUUCAGUUGAUAAAUUCAUUAAUGAUUUUGAUUCUGAAAUACGGGGUUUAUUGAACUCUUGCCAAGUUGCAUAUGGUCAUGAAAUUGCAAAACAGGGAAGUGGAAGAUCAACUGCUGCUAACAUUCGGAUGGGCGCCUUUUGUGAUGGCAACAACAUUAGCAUUAUUGCUGAAUAUUGGAAAAUGGCUGCUCAAAACCCACCACAAAAUGAAAGUGGUACUGUUAGGAAUCAUGGUGCAUUUGUUGUAAGGACAGGUUUAGUCCUUUCUGGCAGUCUUGAGGACAAGACUGUUUUUAAGAGAGGUGGUCUGUCAUGCCCCUGGAGUAAAAUCACAGAGAAUAGAAAAGUAGGGACUAGAGUGUCAAUUCAGAAAAUAGGUGGACUAUAA
This is a messenger RNA of Oldenlandia corymbosa var. corymbosa, 2889 nucleotides long. Lineage: Eukaryota; Viridiplantae; Streptophyta; Magnoliopsida; Gentianales; Rubiaceae. The record is from the annotation of a GenBank genome assembly.